Camelina sativa (false flax) is the source of this 417-nucleotide messenger RNA. NCBI's taxonomy places the organism in Eukaryota, Viridiplantae, Streptophyta, Magnoliopsida, Brassicales, Brassicaceae. The record is from RefSeq and is a predicted model, not a curated record.
CCACAGGAAUUCAUAGAGGCUACUAGUGAGCCUGGUAUUACAUUCUUGUUGGCAAAGUUUGAUGGUAUCCUCGGUUUGGGCUUCAAAGAGAUUUCUGUAGGAAACUCAACUCCGGUUUGGUAUAACAUGGUGGAAAAAGGUUUGGUUAAGGAACCAAUUUUUUCGUUCUGGCUUAACCGUAACCCGCAAGAUCCAGAAGGUGGUGAGAUUGUUUUCGGUGGAGUUGACCCAAAGCACUUCAAAGGAGAGCAUACUUAUGUCCCUGUGACACAUAAAGGAUACUGGCAAUUCGACAUGGGUGAUCUCCAAAUUGCUGGCAAACCAACUGGAUAUUGUGCUAAAGGGUGUUCUGCUAUUGCUGAUUCUGGAACUUCUCUACUCACGGGUCCAUCGACUGUCAUCACGAUGAUCAAUCAU